Molecule: messenger RNA, 642 nt
Organism: Effrenium voratum
Lineage: Eukaryota; Dinophyceae; Suessiales; Symbiodiniaceae
Source: the annotation of a GenBank genome assembly
AUGUCGAUGAAGCGUCCCGCCUCGCAGAGCCCAAGCAGUUCGAAGCGGCGAUCGGAAAGCCCCCUGCGCGUUGCAUGCCUUGGCGACUCCAACACUUGCGGAGGUGGGCUGGGGAAGCAGGGAGCCUACCCGGCACAGCUCCAGAGAGAGCUUGAUGAGCAAGCUGGUAGCAGCCAGUAUUUGGUAAAGUCAUUUGGAGUCAGCGGCGCGGUGGCUGCCAAUACUCCGGGGAAGAAAUGUUUUGUGCAUCAACAACGCUAUCAGGAUGCACUUGCCUUCAACGCCAACAUUUUUGUGGUGAUGUUGGGCACGAACGAUGCAUGGCAUCGUGGUGGUGAGCCUGAGAAAGUCGGCGAGUCUGUGGCCACACUGCUGGGAGACCUGCGAGUGAAGGCCGCAGCAUCGUCCAAGCCACACCCAAUCUGCGUUCUGGCGCUGCCUCCUGGCGUGAAGGAAGGCCGCCUGCGGCAGAACCUGGAACAGCACGUUCACCCAGCGCUCCGGAAGCUUGCGCACACCGCGGACACUGUCCUGGUAGAUGCGGAGUGGACACUGGAUAGCUUCCGGCCAGACAAGGUCCAUUUAUCCAUGAGCGGUGCCAAGACUCUCGCCGUGGCGAUCGCGUCGGCCAUUUGCUCGUGA